CAACAUGAUUUCAGGUCGACAAGAUCUCAUUUUCGGCAGCAUCGGUGGUCAGGGUUGGGUUGGAUUUUAGACACAGGCUAACAGAGAGAAUGAAUUCGAGUUUGAAGGGCAGAAGGAAAACUUGUGCAAGAAGUUUGUUGGCUCUUUAAACUGAAACAAAAGAAACAAAGAAAAUCAGAGUCCAAAGGACAGAAGCAAAUUUAGAGAGAAUGUCGCAAGCACCACCACCACAACAACAACAUGAACAGCCACAACAACAAGAUGACAUUUUGAAAUUGGUGACAGCGCUGGAGACUGCAUUGCUGCCAUGCCUGCCUGCCAGAGAGCUCCAAGCUAUUGACCGCUCUGCUCAUCCUUCUCAUCAGAUUGAUGUAGAGAGGCAUGCAAGGGACUUCAUGGAAGCAGCAAAAAAGCUUCAACUUUUCUUUAUUCGACUUCAACAUCAAAGUCAACCUAGCAAAGAGGAGGCAUUGAAAAAGGAAAUUUCAGCUUUGGAGGAAGAGCUGAAAGCUAAAGAUGAGUUAAUUCAAAGGCAAGAAAAACUAAUCCGAGGAUGGAAAGAGCUUUUAAUGAAUCAACGAGCUGCUAAUGUGACAGAGUUAGAGAGAGUGUAGAAAUAUGUUUUGAUGUGUUGAGGGAAAAGAGUCAUCUGCACAAGUCUUUGAGGGUGAUUGUUUUAAUUUUUCUUUUUUUGUCAUACCUUAAAUAUGCCACCAUAUUGAGAAAUCAAAAUGUAUUUAAUUAAAUCGCUGUAUAGAACUUUUCAAACAUGACAUCUCUGCAUGUGAAACUUGAGAUCUAAUCUAAAAGGGAUCCACAUUGAGGGUUA
Cryptomeria japonica (Japanese cedar) is the source of this 829-nucleotide messenger RNA. RefSeq names its product mediator of RNA polymerase II transcription subunit 28. The transcript is spliced from 3 exons. Lineage: Eukaryota; Viridiplantae; Streptophyta; Pinopsida; Cupressales; Cupressaceae. Gene Ontology annotation, cellular component: mediator complex. Gene Ontology annotation, biological process: regulation of DNA-templated transcription. The record is from RefSeq and is a predicted model, not a curated record. Bases 210 to 614 code for a protein of 134 amino acids.